GGAUAGGUGAAAACUAGCAUUCAGUUUCUGGAAACUGCAAUAUUAACUAGUUGCCUGUAACUCAGCAGGAGACUCCAUGGUCUUCACAAGAAAACAAUACCUAUGGAAAUUUAGACUCUCAAGGGUUGAGUCCUGGAUGCUUUCUCUGGCGUACUACUCUAUGGGGGGAGGCUGCCAUACAGAAGACUGAAUACCAAGCUCCUGAAGUUUCUACUUUAUGUGGAUCCAAACUGCUGUGUAAGUGGAGUUGUGGAAAAUCUCCUGGGAGAAGAUGACAACAGUUGGAAACUUCCCAAGUUGUUUUGAAUCUCACAUGCAGACUUCUAGUUUAAAAAAUGCAGUUGAAUUUUAUGUUUAGAUGAAGUGAACUUCUUGAUAGAUUUAAUAUCUGUUUCUGGGCAGGCUGUCUAGUCAAGGUGCUUGGAGAGCAUGAGUUAGUGAACUAAAGUGAAGCAGUCUUACCAGAUUGCAGCCUGCAUAGUUGUCAGGGUGCAUUUCCAACACAGGCAAUUAGUUCCUUCUUGCCUGGCGCUGUAGGAUACCAAACAUCUGCUGCUAAAAUUGUCUGACUUCUGUACCCGUAAAUUCAGGUGUCUCGAGGAAUUCUAGGAACUUCAUAGGAAUGCAUGAAGAGCCUGCCCUUGUGGUUGUUUUACAGCUGUGUUCAAGAACCAGUAGCUCAUGAACCUGGAAGCCUGAAUGUCACACUAUAUCUAGUCUAGGUAGUGAUUCAGGCCUUGCUACACCUUCACCUGAUGUACUUCAACAGAUGACAAAGGUGUGAGACUGUCCUGAGGCAGUGGGGGACAUAUAAUAAGGAUCUUUACUCUUUAUUUUAGAAAAAGCUUUGAAACUUCGGAAAAUCUUUAUGGAUGCUCACUGAGAAGUGAAGAAUAUCUUGACAAAACAUGUCCUCCAUGCCACCUUGCCUGGCUAACCAGAAGCAGCCUCCCCUUCUCUCUGCUGUGGGACUGCUCUGCUUUGGCAGACUGAUUACUGAUCUCAGUCUGCCCAAUGGCACACCUGUGGACACUUCUAGCCCGGCCUCCUCCUCAUCUCUCCUUAACAGACUGCAGCUGGAUGAUGACUUGGAUGUGGAAACUAGAGACCUCUUUGUUACUGUUGAUGAUCCCAAAAAACACGUGUGCACAAUGGAGACAUAUAUCACAUACAGGGUUACAACAAAGACCACACGAGCAGAGUUUGAUUUGCCAGAGUAUUCUGUCCGUCGGCGGUACCAAGACUUCGACUGGUUGAGAAACAAGCUGGAAGAGUCUCAGCCAACGCAUCUUAUUCCCCCUCUUCCUGAAAAGUUUGUGGUGAAGGGUGUUGUUGAUCGCUUUUCGGAAGAGUUUGUGGAAACAAGGAGGAAAGCAUUAGACAAGUUCUUGAAGAGAAUAACUGAUCACCCAGUGCUGUCUUUUAAUGAGCACUUCAACGUCUUUCUCACAGCUAAGGAUCUUAAUGCUUACAAAAAGCAAGGAAUGGCUUUGCUGUCAAAGAUGGGGGAGUCUGUCAAAUACGUUACAGGAGGCUACAAAUUAAGAAGUCGGCCACUGGAGUUUGCAGCCAUUGGGGAUUAUCUAGACACGUUCUCUCUAAAGCUUGGUACCAUUGACAGAAUAGCACAACGCAUCAUCAAGGAACAGUUGGAAUACUUGGUGGAACUACGAGAAUAUGGACCUGUUUAUUCAACCUGGGGAGGGCUGGAGGUUGAGCUGUCAGAGCCACUGGAAGGAGUGUCUGCCUGUAUUGGGAAUUGCUGCACAGCUCUUGAAGAACUCAGUGAGGACAUGACAGAAGACUUCCUGCCUGUGCUUAGGGAAUAUAUAUUGUAUGCUGAAUCAAUGAAGAAUGUGUUGAAGAAGAGAGACCAAGUUCAAGCGGAGUAUGAAGCAAAACUGGAAGCAGUAGCCUUGAAAAGAGAAGACCGUCCAAAGGUACCCACAGAUGUUGAGAAAUGUCAAGACCGAGUAGAAUGUUUCAAUGCUGACCUGAAAGCAGAUAUGGAGAGAUGGCAGAACAACAAAAGACAAGACUUCAGGCAGCUACUCAUGGGGAUGGCAGAUAAAAACAUCCAGUACUACGAGAAGUGCCUUACGGCGUGGGAGUCAAUUAUACCACUGUUGCAAGACAAGCCAGAGACCAAAUAAGAAGUACCUUCACGGACAGUCUAGCACUUCUAUGCUCAGUACCACUAGUCAUACUGGAACUGUAUGGAGGACUCUUUGUUAAGUUAAUUGAAAUGACAACUGCACUUAGUUUUUCAGAGUAUCUGUUCCAGCCUAUUUGAAUUUUUUUCCUCAAUUUUUGUGUUUAAACCUGGGGUAUGUUUCAUCUUUUUGAGUUAUCUUGAAUGGUUCCUUCUUUAUCCUAUGGAGUGAUUGGGGUUCACAGUGAAAGUGCAUGGGGAUCUUGUUAAAAUUUACCUCUCUAGUCUGGAAGGAACUGAUGAGUGGAACACUAAAAAGAUGAAAAUAAAACUCUACUGCAAGGUGCCAA
Molecule: messenger RNA, 2502 nt
Organism: Sturnus vulgaris (Common starling)
Lineage: Eukaryota; Metazoa; Chordata; Aves; Passeriformes; Sturnidae
Source: RefSeq, a predicted model, not a curated record